AAUAUCACAUAGGUGAUGAGGACAAAUAUAGAACCUUAUAAAUACAGGGUUGUUGGCUGCCACGUCCAAUACAUCAUCAUGUGCGGCAAGUGCGUUAUCACGGCGUUCCUUCUGUGUCUGACAUGGUCUGUGUGUGUGGAUGGAUGGUGGUCCUCCAGGUCUAAAGUGUCGGGCAGCACCAUCGCCAGAACAGCUAACAAGUACAUAGGUAGCACCACGUGGUCCUACGCCUCCCCACACAAAACCGGGGCCAACACCAACAAAUGUAACAUCUUCGUUGCAGAAGUCCUGGAGGAGGCGGGAGCCACAGUUCCCCAAAGGCACUGGUACACCUGGAGCCCUAUCGGGGCAGGAGAGUGGGGGAAUGCCAGGUCAACAUACCUGACAAAGGACCCCUGCUGGAAUAGCACGACUUCGUCAAGAUCUGGCGACGUCAUUGGCGACGGUGUACACGUUGGCAUAGUAACAGGCAGCAGGAACACCACAAGUGCACGGCGGGAUAAAAUUGUGAGGAACGAUUUUGGUUUCCGUGCCGUCCAGAAACCAAUGACUCUGUGGCGUUAUGUCUGCUAAUGCACAAACACCUGCAGUCAUUAUGUGCUGAGUGAGCACAAUCAACAAAGAAAUCGUU
Molecule: messenger RNA, 631 nt
Organism: Haliotis rufescens (red abalone)
Lineage: Eukaryota; Metazoa; Mollusca; Gastropoda; Lepetellida; Haliotidae
Exons: 3
Coding region: 16-573 (185 amino acids)
Source: RefSeq, a predicted model, not a curated record